This is a messenger RNA of Sphenostylis stenocarpa, 1359 nucleotides long. Lineage: Eukaryota; Viridiplantae; Streptophyta; Magnoliopsida; Fabales; Fabaceae. The record is from the annotation of a GenBank genome assembly.
AUGCUGGACCGGUGCCUUGGGAUGCGGCGCGUGCGACAGAUACAGCGUGCAUGCCGGCACAGCACAGUGACUUUCCUCUGCCUAUUCCUCACUGUCGUCGUCCUGCGCGGCACCAUCGGGGCCGGCAAGUUCGGCACGCCCGAACAGGACUUCAAUGAGAUCCGCCACCACAUCUCUGCCGCCCGUGCCCGCCGCGUCCUCGAAGAAACCAAACCCGACGCCGGCACCAACACUGAUUCCAACCCUAACAAUUACGCCACUUUCGAUAUCUCCAAGAUCCUCGUCGAUGAGCCUCCCACAGAGGACGAAAAGCGUGAGCCCAACGCGCCCUACACUCUGGGCCCUAAAAUCUCCGAUUGGGAUGAACAGCGCCGAUCCUGGCUCCGAGCCAACCCUGACUACCCUAACUUCAUCCGACCCAACAAGCCACGUGUCCUUUUAGUCACCGGUUCGUCCCCAAAACCGUGUGAAAACCCGGUCGGUGAUCACUACCUUGUCAAAUCGAUCAAGAAUAAGAUUGACUAUUGCAGGGUUCAUGGAAUUGAGAUUUUCUAUAACAUGGCUCUUUUGGACGCGGAGAUGGCAGGGUUUUGGGCCAAGCUUCCCUUGAUUCGAAAACUUUUACUCUCUCACCCUGAAGUGGAGUUUCUCUGGUGGAUGGACAGUGAUGCAAUGUUCACCGACAUGGCUUUUGAGGUUCCCUGGGAUAGGUACAAAGAUUCCAACUUUGUUAUGCAUGGGUGGAAUGAGAUGGUGUAUGAUGAGAAGAAUUGGAUUGGGUUGAACACUGGGAGUUUUCUGUUGAGGAAUUGUCAAUGGUCUUUGGAUAUUCUUGAUGCUUGGGCUCCUAUGGGGCCUAAGGGGAAGAUAAGGGAUGAGGCUGGGAAAGUGCUCACUAGGGAGCUUAAGAAUAGGCCUGUUUUUGAAGCUGAUGAUCAAUCUGCUAUGGUUUAUUUGUUGGCCACUGGGAGGGAAAAAUGGGGUGACAAGGUUUACCUUGAGAAUCAUUAUUACUUGCAUGGCUAUUGGGGGAUUUUGGUGGACCGUUAUGAGGAGAUGAUUGAGAAUUAUCAUCCCGGGCUUGGAGAUCAUAGGUGGCCUUUGGUGACCCACUUUGUGGGGUGCAAGCCUUGUGGGAAGUUUGGGGAUUACCCUGUGGAGAGGUGCUUGAAGCAGAUGGAUAGGGCUUAUAAUUUUGGGGAUAACCAGAUUUUGCAGAUGUAUGGGUUCACACAUAGGACACUUGCUAGUCGCAAGGUGAAGAAAGUGAGGAAUGAUACUGGCAAUCCUCUUGAGAUCAAGGAUGAUCUUGGAUUGCUUCACCCUGCUUUCAAAGCUAUCAAGCUCCCUUCUUCUUGA